GUUCAAGUUUCGUUAUGGUAACUUGCUCGAAUACGUUUUUAAGUUUAUUUGAAAUAAUUUUUACAAAAACCAAAUCUUCUGAUUUUAAUCUGAUCGUGCUUUUAAUGUCCUAUGCCAUAUGAAGUAUGCUGUCUGAAACGUUAUACAUUCAUUUCGUUAAAGAAACAUGCAAGUUUGCCAACUCAAUGCAGUUCAAUGAAUAUAAAUGGAGUCAUGAAGGUCCAAAAGGAUUAAUAGUAGACGUUGGUUGUGGCAUCAACCAUAUAUCAACCAAUUUCAUUCGUAGCCGCUACGCUAAUGUUGACCAAAUAUAUAGUAUUGACAAUGACCCCGAAGUUAUCCGAUUUUUCAACAGAUAUAACGAACCUAAAUUAUUGGAAAUUAAGGAAGCUGAUAUCACAGACUGGGAUUUUCUAAUGAACAAAGAAGGUAAGGUCUCCAAAGUGGUUUCACUUCGUUGCCUCGAUGAAGUUCAAGAUCAGAAAAAAGCCUUUGAAAAUAUCUUCCGACUUUUAAAACGAGGUGGAGAUAUGCUUGUAUUAAUGACAAUUAAUUCAACAUUUUAUGAACUUGUCGAUACAGUCCUACGAAGGGAUAGAUGGAGAAAAUACUUUAAAGGCAGAUAUGUAAUUCCUGAGUCACAUACAAGCCGUUUUACAGCUGAUUAUUACAGAAGUCUGCUGCAUUUUAUUGGAUUUGUAGAAAUUACUGUUUCAGACAUGCCUCGAAUCGUAAUAUACAAGAAGGUCACUGAUUUUAAAGAGGAUGUACAUCACUGGAGUUCAUGCAGCUCUAUCCCCGAAGAAUGUCGACAAGAGUUUGCCGAGGAAGUACUCUCUGAGAGCGUACGUCUUGGGAAAAUUCGUUUGGAGAAUUUCUGUAUCUUAUACAACACUCUUUGGAUUCAUGCUGGCAAGCCAUUAUGAACCAAACAAUAUUUUGAAGUCAUUGGGAGACUAUUCCAAAUGAAGUGUAAUUGGACUAUUGUGGUUAUUUUAAGAUUAUUGUUUAAAUAUUCCGAGUUCGUUAAAAUGAUUUUGUAAUGAACUCUUAAUGAUUUUAUUUCAUUUGAAAUGAUUCAAGUUUGCGAAAAUUGAAUUUUGUAAAGGAAAGUUUCUGUCACUUCCUGAUACCAUAAAGUUCCAAAGAUACCAGCCCCAUUUUAUACAACUGUUUUUACUAUUUUUUUAAGAUUGCAUUGUU
Molecule: messenger RNA, 1203 nt
Organism: Argiope bruennichi
Lineage: Eukaryota; Metazoa; Arthropoda; Arachnida; Araneae; Araneidae
Product: juvenile hormone acid O-methyltransferase-like
Exons: 5
Coding region: 126-926 (266 amino acids)
Source: RefSeq, a predicted model, not a curated record